Molecule: messenger RNA, 1662 nt
Organism: Penaeus vannamei (Pacific white shrimp)
Lineage: Eukaryota; Metazoa; Arthropoda; Malacostraca; Decapoda; Penaeidae
Source: RefSeq, a predicted model, not a curated record
AUUCAAGAUAUAGUGAAGAAGUUUGGUAAGCUAACUGAACUGAAGAGCAAUAGCUGGAAGAAGCCGGAGAUUCAGAUACAAGCCAAAAUGCAGAAGAAAAAGAUCUGUGUCACCAAGCCUGUUACAGCAAAAACAUCAGCACCGAAGCCAAAGCCAGGAGGAGGCAUUAGAGCACACAUUUUGGCAGCUCGACAGAAAAUGAUAGCCGAGAGAAAAGAAAGCAAACCAGUGGUCAAUGGGAAACCAGUUCAUCCUGAGGUCAGAUGUGUAGUCACUGAAGUUGAAUCUACCAAGGAAAAUAACAAUGUUCGUCAGCAGAAUGCAAGAAGUAAGAAAACCAAAACUCCAGUGAAAAUGAUCAUGCAAAAGGAUGAUGGGGACAAAGAAAAUGCUUCAACUAGUAGUCCUGAGAAAACGGUCUUUGAUGCUGGUUUCUUCAGAGUCGAGACACCCGUCAAGAAGGCCUCUCUGACUACACCACCUUUUGAUGAAAGAACUAUUACGCCAGUCAAAUCAGAGCAGAAAUUGUUGUCCUCUGCUGUUCUACGAGAACGUAUUGCCAACUCACCGAAGGUGCAUAAAGAUUACUCUCCAUGCAUGCGAAUCACUAGAUCAAUGAAGUCAAAAGGUGUAGAGCCACUAGAUUUGAAUCUCCACUUAUAAUUCUUCGGAAUGGGAGUGUGAUGUAAAAACUGGGGAAUAUAGGUUAAUUUUUUGGUAGACAUACAAAUUGUACUGUAAUUUUAAGCUUGAGAUCCCAUUGAAAAUUUGCUAUCAAAUAUCAAAAGUCAUAGAGUUAAAAAAGACAUGGUAAUGCUUUUUUUAUUUAUUUUUUAUUAUUUUUUUUUUUUUUACACAGCACGGAAAAAUCUUGUAUAUUUUUUUAAUAAUAAUUUUUGGCUCUUCAAAUUUCUUUCACUGUCUAUAUAUAUAUAUUCAUAUAAUCUAGUUACAUAUAACCAAUAUGAGUACAAGUGUCCUUAGUUUUAUUUGAUAUAAAAGUUCAAGUAUUUUGAAUAAAUGAGCUUAUUUUGGAGUGUUCAUUAAAGUGUAUUACUGCUUAGUAAUAAUAUUACCUUUAUAAUAUAAUCAGAUAAUAGUUCAACAGAAUCUCCUAUUCAGUGUCACUUAUAUUUCUAUGAACCCAUAUUUUAUUAAAGUGGUACAUGUCAUUUAUUGUGUAAUAUCAUAGAUUGUAAGUAUUUGCUUUUGGCCAUCUUGCGAAAUACUUUGUCCUAUAGAAUAUUGGUGUAAACACAACAAAUAUUUCAUAAUCUUUAUUAGUUGACAUUUAGAACUUAGUGCAGAUGGAUGUAUAGUAUUGAGUGAUCUACCUCUCUUAUUUUGAAAAUUUUACUUGCAAGAUAACAUCUAUUCAUAUGUACAGUUUAAAAAGUAUAAAGUAUUAUUUAAAAAAUGUAAAGAUAUCUAUUCUACAGCCAUUUGUAUACAUUCUUCCUGUAUUUUUUAAAUCAUUUUACAUGAAAAGUCAGAUGGGUUAAAUAAGAGCAGUUUCAGCUAUAUUCUGCCAAACUAAAUUUUCCUCCAUACCGGUGAUAUGUUACACAAGAUGGCAGAAUGUAUAUAAAUUCAGAAAACUAUAAUCUAGGUUAUUUGCAGUAAUCUGAUAAACAUUUUAGUAAUAAAGGUUGGAAAAUAUUA